Molecule: messenger RNA, 8564 nt
Organism: Candoia aspera
Lineage: Eukaryota; Metazoa; Chordata; Lepidosauria; Squamata; Candoiidae
Gene: BAZ2A
Product: bromodomain adjacent to zinc finger domain 2A
Exons: 29
Coding region: 135-5435 (1766 amino acids)
Cellular component (GO): rDNA heterochromatin
Molecular function (GO): protein binding; DNA binding
Source: RefSeq, a predicted model, not a curated record
GGCCUGCCUCUGCCCGCGCUCGCCUCGGCCGGCGGCCCUUUCUGCUCGCCGGCCCCGGCCAGGUUGCCCCGCAGGGCCCGACCCCGCUCCUCGGCGGGCCAUGUGAGGGGAGCCGGGUGACACCUCCCACAGAAAUGGAGGCAAACAACCAUUUUAAUUUCACUGGCCUUCCCUCUUCACCUGCUGCCUCAGGACUGAAACCUGCUCCUUCCUCAGGGGAUAAUGUCUACACAAAUGGAUCUCCUAUGAACUUCCCCCAGCAAAGCAAAAGUUUAAAUGGAGACAUGAAUGUUAAUGGCUUAUCUACUGUAUCUCACACUAGUACUUCAGGGACCCGAUCCUCAAACAACUCUCACCUCCAUCACCCAUAUGACUAUCUCUGGAAUUACUCCCAGUAUCCAUCUGGCAAUGGCAACAACCUCAAAGAUGGUCCACUGUUCUCCCAAUAUCCAUUGAAUGGUACCCUUGAGAACAAUCGGCAGAACUCACCUGGACAUACCACCAGUCUGAGGGGAAAUGGUGGACAAGAGUUCUGGGCCAAUGGUACCCCAGGGACCAUGGGAUUAAAUUUUGAUUCAGCAGAGCUCUACGACUCAUUCCCUGAUGAUCAGAACUUUGAGAUCCUACAAAAUGGCCCAUCAAGCUUCUACACAUCAUCUCAGCCUUCUCCCAUGCUUGCUUCAGGGAAUCAGGACUUCUCACCACAGCAGGAUGAACCAAGCAACGAAGAGGCUGUGAAAGAACCACCAUCUACAGUUUCAGAAAACGGCACCAGAUUGUUGGGCAGUAUGGAGCUGGAGAAUGCACAGCCAGAGUUGAAAAUAUGUGGCUACAAUGGUUCUUCUCCGGUUGUUGAGCCUCUUAGCCAAGAGGCCUCUGUCUUGGAACCCGAUGCUGGGGCUAGUUGCCUUGAAGAUGCUUCUCGGAUCCCUCCUCCUCUGGAAGACUCUUUGGAGCCUUUUGAAUCACUAGACAGAGACCCAGGGACCGGAGAUCUGUAUGAAAUGGAUACAUCUGAACUUGUGAGUGGCAAAUCUCCACUGGAGGACCCUCCUGACAUUUCUGCCCUGGAUUGUCCUGGCAGCCCCUCUCUCAACCCCUCUGACUCCUUCAGCCUAUUGGCAGAUGACAGUCAGCCUGAUACCUCUCUUUUUGGAAGUGCCAGUUUGCCUCCUGUUCUUGGAGGGUCAGUUUUGCAAGAAAGCAGCCUGGAGCUGACAGGUGUGAGUGAAGUAGGGCAAGAGGGCACAGAGUUUCUUGAUUCACAGGCACCCCUUGAACCAGAAUCUCUAAAUGCCUCUUUGGAAGAGUCGGUCAAGAGCAGUUUUCCAGGCAAUCCUACAUCCACAAUAGACAGGGAUAGUAAAGAAGCUUCAGCCCUAAAUGUGUCUGCCAAAAGUGAUGUUCCAAGAAGGAGAAUAGCCACAGUAGAAGAGGUGCACUACCCCUUGAAGCACGGGUGGCGAAGGGAGGUGCGCAUCAAGAAAGGGAGCAACCGAUGGCAGGGAGAAACCUGGUACUAUGGACCCUGUGGCAAGAGAAUGAAGCAGUUUCCAGAGGUGAUCAAGUACCUGAGCAGAAAUGUUGGGCAGAGCGUCCGCCGUGAACACUUCAGCUUCAGUCCCCGAAUGCCAGUGGGAGAUUUCUUUGAAGAGCGAGAUACAUCUGAGGGCCUGCAGUGGGUAAAAUUGACACACGAGGAAAUCCCUUCGCGUAUCCAGGCCAUCACGGGUAAGCGUGGCCGCCCACGGAAUACUGAGAAAGCCAAGGCUAAGGAAAUGCCCAAGGUGAAACGUGGACGGGGCCGACCUCCCAAAGUGAAAGUGCCUGACCUGCUGAGCAAAACGGAUGUCAGAAUUUUGAAGAAGCUGGAAGCCCAAGAGGUUCUGAGUGAUGAAGAUAAGCUGAAGAUGACCAAGAUCAAGAAGAAAAUGAGACAAAAGGUACAAAAUAAGCAGAAGCAGGAAACCAAGCCACUGAAGCCCAAGGAGGCCAAGGCUAAGGAAACAAAAAAGAAGCCUAAGCCCCAAGCCAAGAAGGAGAAGAGCAAGCCAGAAAAGAGCAAGCCAGAGAAGCCAAAGGAGAAAGUGAAGCUGAAGGAAAAAGGGAAGCCCAAGGAAAAGAAAGUGGUACCAUCAGGGAAGGUUCCCCGGAAGGUUGAUAAGAAUCUCCUUGCUCAGCGCCGUCAGGAAGAACGGCAGCGGCAGCAGAUGAUUUUGGAGGAAAUGAAAAAGCCCACUGAGGAUAUGUGUUUAGGAGACCACCAGCCCCUGCCAGAAUUUUCUCGCAUUCCUGGAUUGGUUUUGCCCAGCCAAGCCUUCUCAGAUUGCUUAGCCAUUGUGGAAUUCCUACAUAACUAUGGCAAGGUGCUGGGCUUCGAUGUAGCCCGGGAAGUUCCCAGUUUGAGUACCCUCCAAGAAGGCCUCUUCAAUGUAGGAGAUAGUUUGGGUGAAGUGCUGGAUCUCCUGGUAAAGCUGGUGAAAGUGGUGUUGUGUGAUCCUGGCCUUCCCUCAUGCUGUCAGACUUUGAAGAUCCUAGGUGAAAAACUCAGUGAAAUAAGCCUGAACCGUGACACCGUGUCCGAGGUCCUCCGCUGCUUCCUCAUAGCCUAUGGGGGGGAUGAAAGCCUGUGUGACAGCUUGAGAACGAAACCCUUCCAAGCGCUGCCCCCAGAUAAAAAGGCUGCCAUUCUAGCCUUCUUGGUGAAUGAGCUCAACAGCAGCACCCUAAUCAUCAAUGAGAUUGACAAGACUCUAGAGAGCAUGUCCAACCAUAGGAGAAAUAAAUGGAUCAUUGAGGGAAAAUUACGCAGAUUAAAGAUUGCCCUAGCUAAGAAGACUGGGCGUCCCGAAUCAGAAAUCACCGGUUUGGAGGAAGGACAGUGGCGACGGAGCUCCCGCAUCCUCGAGGAGAAUGAGGACAAAGAGAUAGAAGAAGAGGAAAGAAGAAGAGCAUGCAAAACCCGGAGAGAUCCUGAAAAUGAGAGUCUGAUUUCCAGUGUGCCAGAGCUAGAGAGGCAAAUUGAAAAGCUUUCCAAGCGCCAGAUGUUCUUUCGCAAGAAGCUGCUCCAUUCCUCACAGUUGUUACGGGCAUCAUCACUGGGGCAAGAUCGGUAUCGACGGCGGUAUUGGGUCCUGCCCCAUCUAGGUGGGAUCUUUAUAGAAGGCUGUGAAGCCUCAGAAGCAGCCUCCCUCCCAGUGUCCAAGAAUUCAUUUGAAAAGGGAGAGGCUCUGAAAGAGGAAGAACAUGAAGCCCUGUCAAUCAAAAAAGAGAACACUGGCACACCCUCAGAUCCUGAUUAUAUGAACUGCACAACUUCAAGAUCAUGGAGUUGGCCAUGGAGAGGCAAUGUAGGCAUGUCGCCACCAGAGCACCUGGAAUCCAAGUUGCCAGAGCCCACACCCUUGUCUGUCAAUGGGUUUUUGGAAGAUCCCGUGUCCCUGGGCCAGUCUCAGCAUGACCUCAGUCAGUCAGCCUUUCUAUCUUGGCUCAGCCAGACACAGCAGGCCUCUUCAUUGUUUAACAGCUCUGUGCUCACCCCAGACAGUAGCCCUGGCAAAGGGGAUCAGUUACCCCCAGAUGAUCUGCCAGACUCUACAGCAGAUGAUGAAAGUAUCUCAGAAACACAAGUGGCCUGGUUCAAUCUGCUGCCUAGGACACCAUGUAAUGACUCUUCACUUGCUCCUUCCACUGAGCAAUCCUCUCGAACUUCACAGCUCUGCAAGCCAGCUACCAGGGACCAGUCAAAGACCUCAGCUCGGCAGCUGAAUGGCUACUCCACCUCUAGCCCAGUGUUGCCACCACUGUCCUCUACUCCACUGCAUUCCAGCUCCAGGGUCCACAGCGCGUGCUCCAGAGCCAAGGAUAUCUCCAAGAAGGCCCUUGAAUCUUCAGGGCAGCCAAGGCGACGGGGGCGCCCCCCCACUAAGCUUUUCAAACAGAUUGAGCAGAAAUACUUGACUCAGCUGACAGCACAGCCUAUACCUCCUGAGAUGCAGAGUGGCUGGUGGUGGUUGCAGGAUCCAGAGGAGCUGGAAGCUGUGGUGGAGGUACUACACCCACGAGGCAUCCGGGAAAAGGCCCUGCAUAAGCACCUUAUCAAGCACAAGGAUUUCCUGCGGGAUGUGUGUGCCCGAGCUGCCAAUGACCCCAUCUUCCAGAUUCAUUCUGAGGUUGCCAGCCACCUUAUCUCUCCAGAAGCCCUGGUGCAAUGGUCCAUGUCUGAGUGUGCCUUUGAGACAGACCUGUCAGUGCUUCAGUGGGUGGAGGAGCUUGAGCAGCGGGUGCUCAUGGCUGAUCUGCAGAUCCGAGGCUGGACGAGCCCAGAUCCUGAUUCUGUUAGGAAAGACUUGCAGUACUGUGAACAUGAACUAGAGCUCCUGGAAGACAUCACUGUAAAAAAUAGGCGGGAGGGGCCUGUCCUGCAGCGUGAAUCUAGCCACCCUCUGGAUCUUGCAGUGCUCCGUCUUGCAGACCUGGAGCAGAACCUGGAACGGAGAUACCUCAGAGAACCUCUCUGGCCCCCACAUGAGGUGGUAGUAGAAAAAGCUUUGCUGAGUAACCCCAGUUCCCUGGAGCAGAGUACCACAGAAAUUACGUAUGAAAUCACACCACGGAUGCGAAUGUGGCGCCAAACUUUGGAAAGAUGCCAUAGCGCAGCCCAAGUUUCUUUGUGCAUCUACCAACUGGAGCGCUCUAUAGCAUGGGAGAAAUCAGUUGUCAGAGCGACUUGCCUUGUGUGCCGAAAAGGGGAUGAUGAUGAGAAUCUGCUGCUAUGUGAUAGCUGUGAUCGUGGCUGCCAUCUCUAUUGCCAUCGUCCCAAGAUGACGGAGGUGCCAGAUGGUGAUUGGUUCUGCUCUCUCUGCAUCGCUCAGAUGCAAGGGGAAUAUCAGGAUGAGUAUGGCUCUCCACGACGGGGCAAGAAGCGGAAAAGUGGUACUUUGGGGACUUUUGCGGGGAAGGAAGAGCUCAGCCCUCGAUCUCGGGCAGCUGCUGCUGCCACCUCCCAACAGCAUAGUAUCCUGGCAAAUACAUCCCCCCGAUUCUCAGGUGAAGGCCUCUCUCCCUCCAAACGAAGAAGAGUGUCUACCCGAGGCCAGUGCGCUGACCUGACCUUCUGCGAGAUCAUCUUGAUGGAGAUGGAAUCACACGAAGCUGCCUGGCCUUUCUUGGAGCCUGUUAACCCCCGGCUAGUGCCUGGCUAUCGGAAGAUCAUCAAGAGCCCCAUGGACUUUGCCACCAUGAGGGCCCGGCUGCUGCGUGGCGGAUACAGCCGUUGUGAGGAGUUUGCUGCUGAUGCCGCCCUGGUGUUCGACAACUGCCGGACCUUUAAUGAAGAUGAGUCGGAGGUGGGCAAGGCAGGGCUGGCCAUGCGCCAGUUUUUUGAGAGCCGGUGGGAGGAAUUUUAUCAGGGAAAACGUGAGACAAACCCAUGAAGCUGGCAGAGUGGGGAGAAGUGCGAGGAGCCAAAGGGGAAAGUGCCUCCCCUUUUACCCUGGGCUGCACACUUGUCUCUUCUGGAGCUCAUCUUGCUACCUGCUGAUUUAAUUUUUUCCCCUUCACAAUGACUGGACUUGGAUUGGCAUUUAACAUCACGCCUUGAUUCUCUUCACUCCAAGCAACACAAACUCUGACUGUAUAAGCCAAAUAAAAUAUAUCUCUCUCUCCUUUUUUCAAAAUGGAAAAAAAAAAACAACCACCCACAUCCCCACCUUAGCUGGGGCUAUUUAAUAAUAGCAAUAGUUCUUAGUGAAUGUGUAAGAACACUUUUUUUCUGUGCAGUGUCAGUACCAUGCAUUAAUGGCCAGUAAUGUGGACAUUUAAGUUUUCCUCCUUUUUAGAUUCUCAUUGAAAUGUAUAACAGCAGAUCACUCCUGCCUCUGGGAACGACAACCUUGAUGAAACUAAAACAUGCUGCUUCUCUUCCCUUUGCCCCUCCCAACUCUGCCUCAUCCCAGCUUUCCCCUUUCAAAAGAGCCUUCGUUUCUGUGGCCAGCUUUUUUUUUUCUAGCCAGAUUUCCUUUUCAAAACCCAAGAGUAGAGUUUAGAGUUGGUGUGCGCAUUGGGAAAGGAUGUUGAGGGGCUCUGCCCCUGUGGAUGCGAGGUGCACUCCCUUGGAAAGUUCUCAAUCCUUCUAGCCAGGCAUCCUUCAUUUAAUCAAGAAGUCCUCCUCCAGUGGAGAGGUGUCCAAAUACAAGCCUCUGUAUGAAAAGUCAGGGGUGGGUGGGGUUAUAUUCCCUGGUUAGAUUAAUUUCCAUCAACUGUCACAUUUACCCACACUUGGUCAGAGCUGAGUUAGUCCAAAUUUUAUUUCUAAGAAAACGGAACAAAAUGGGAAUAAUCCAGAGCAGUUAUCCAUUAAGCAGGCAAUGUCGCCCGGAUCAUAUUUUUUCUCAAGGCAUGCAAACAAUGAUAAAGUUGGACUAAUCUUUUCACUCCCCCCUUCCUCCUGAUCUCUCCACAGGGGCAGUUAAUGAAAUCACUAUGGUAUCUUGGAGGAGGUUCCUCUGUCUAAUGGUCAUACAGUUUAUUUUCCCUCCGAUAGUGAGUAAUAUGCUGGAAUGACUCACUGGGCUAUGAGGGCCAAGUACACGGGCUUGAAAGACUGGGCUGCUUCAGUCUGCAUCUUUGGGGAAACUGGCUUUUGGAUGCUUGAUGCCAGUGCUUCUGGAGGUCAUAACAGGAGAUCUCAGCCUUAUUUGAAGCCCUCCCCAUCCAAUUCUGCCCCAGUGUUAUUCCUCAGGGAUAGCUACCAUCCACAAAGCUUGAUCUGACAUCUUUGUGAAUGUGUGGAAGGGUUGUUUGUUUCCUGCCUUGGCCUGUGACUCCCAUAAUCUAUUGUAAGGUUGCUUCCCUCCUGAGAAAGAUGUGGGAUUGUCUCCAUUAUAAUGGAAGGAAUACAGUCCUUUCAUUCUUCAGUAGCUAUCUGGACCUCAACAAGAUGAUGGAGGAUUGUCACUGUUUCUCUUCCAUGUUAGGUUAUUUCCUGACCGUGUUUUAAUACAUGGGAUCUAAAGUGCAGCCUCCUUUGAUUAUCAAGGCUGGUGCGAUUCAGUCUAAAUGCAGCUUUGGAUGUUAGAGGCAAGUGAAGGCAAAGUAGAAAUCUUUGUAUCUCAUGAUGCGGGAUACAAGUUAUUGCUUCCUACCUUUACACAGGAGGCACAAACGUUUUGAAAUAGAGGAGCUAGUGCUAAGCCAGAGACCUUUCUGUAAUAUCCACAGCUGACUCUAGUUUAAAGAUCCAGACCUGUUUAUACGUGUUUCCUUUCAUUUUGGUCUACAUUUUCUAUAUAGUAUUUAAUUUAUACACAUAACACACGUGAAUAUUUUAACCUACUCUAUAUUUGAACUUAGUUGAAUGUUUUAAGAGGAGGAAGCAAACUUUUGAUUUAUUUAACCAUAAUAGUUUUCCUGCAUAUCAUUUCUACCAGUUUGUCAUUUGCUCCUGUGCAUCUGGGUGUCCGGUGCUAGAUGCUUGCCAGAUUCAAGUAGUGGUUGAAACCAAUCUCCUCUUAAGUCAUUCCCUCCCUUGUUUGUCUGUUACUGAAGCCAGAAAUGGAUAGUGGUCACAACAAAGGCUCCAUCUCUUUACCUGCCUGUGUGUGUGUGUGUGUGUGUGUGUAUACACACAUGCAUGCCGGUGCAUACACCAGUUGGCUGGUUGAUGCUUUAAAGAAAAAUCAAGAAGUGUCCCUGAGAACUUUUAUUAAGCAAAAGAUAAGAUAAAUUGGCCAACUUUUUCAGCCUCAGCAUAGCAGCUCUCUCUCAGUCAUUCCUUGAUGGCACAUUGAUGCUUGUUUGCAACCUGUAUUCCAAGACAGAACAUGAUCCAGGAACUCCCACCUCACACCGUUGCUGAGAACCGGUUGCCAGAGCACCUGUUCUGCUGGCCUGGGCUCUGUCCAAGAGCUGCUGGCUUGGGGAAUCUCAUAGCCAGCCACACUACGACGAGGGGGCUGCUCUUUGGUCCUUUGCUGGCUUCUGCUCUCAAAUGGUGAUUCCGCAACCCCUAUUCUGGUGCACCCUCCAUACAGUAUAUGGGACUGUUCAGAGGCAGCAACCUGGUUCUUCCAUUUUUCUCCCGCCACUUUUGGUGGAUCCGAGGCGCAGAAAGCCACCCCCUGGAACCUUCGCUCCCUUGCUGCUUUCAUAUCCAGCCUGGCUCCUCAAACCAUUAUAAUUACGGGUAUCGCUUGGGGCAGAUACGUGGCUGGCAGGGCCCUAUCAGGAGAUGGCUUUCCUCCCUGAUAUCCACCUGUGCUACACUGAAGUGACAUGGGGGCGUGUCUGUGUGUGUGUGCACGCGUGUGUGCGUAUUUUCUCCUCUCUCCGCGUCAACCAAUCCAAUUGCAAGAGCACUGAUGUAAGUAAAAUGUAACCACAGGUGAUAGAACCUGGAGAUGGAAACCUCCCUUACUGUGCUUCCUCCACCCCAGCCUCACUUCCUUUCUCAGUUGUUUUCAACAAAACGUAGCCUUUUUAUAUCAAAUAACCUCAAUCUUUAUUUUAUUUUAAAUUUGGGGAUUUUUGUUUUUUGGCUUUUAAAAUAAAGAGGUAGAGCUGAA